This is a messenger RNA of Ostrinia furnacalis (Asian corn borer), 576 nucleotides long. Its product is annotated as FAM10 family protein At4g22670-like. The record is from RefSeq and is a predicted model, not a curated record. The coding region runs from base 139 to 576 and encodes 145 amino acids. The transcript is spliced from 5 exons. Lineage: Eukaryota; Metazoa; Arthropoda; Insecta; Lepidoptera; Crambidae.
UCAAUGCGUACCGCUGGUGAACUGUGCGAUUGUUGUUUUGUAAUCGUAUCUUAAAUUUGUUGUCGAACUGUUAAUUGCUAAACUGCUCUAAUUUACGUGUAAUUAGUUAGUCCAGUGAGGUGAAAUUAAAUCGCUAACAUGGCCGGGCAAGGCCACCAAUUCCCUGGUAAUUUCCAAGGUAAUGCUGGCGCUAUGCGAACUGGAUUUGGAGGUGGCCCCAUGGGCGCGCAAAUGCCGGGGAUGCCUAACCAGCUUGGAGGUGUGAUGGGUGGUCCUAUGGCGAAUUCAGCAGGUAUGGUUGGCAUGGGGAACCAGAUGGUUCCGCCAUAUGGUGCAGCCAUGCAGAACCAGAUGGGGAAUAUGGGCAUGGGGCCUCAGGGUAUGGGAGUAGGAGUAGGUGGUGCCCCUGGUGGUGGUAUGGGGCCACAAGCAGUUCAACAGCCAGGAGGCAUGCAAGCUGCAGGCGCCGUGGUGGCGGCCGCGGCCGCGCCGCCCGCACCGCCCGCGCCCGCGCCGCCGCCUCAAAACAAAGAGUUCAACACGGCUUCUUUGUGCAACUGCUAUUAUUUGCCCUGA